Solanum pennellii is the source of this 755-nucleotide messenger RNA. Its product is annotated as agamous-like MADS-box protein AGL29. Gene Ontology annotation, biological process: regulation of transcription by RNA polymerase II. Gene Ontology annotation, molecular function: RNA polymerase II cis-regulatory region sequence-specific DNA binding; DNA-binding transcription factor activity, RNA polymerase II-specific; protein dimerization activity. The coding region runs from base 25 to 579 and encodes 184 amino acids. The record is from RefSeq and is a predicted model, not a curated record. NCBI's taxonomy places the organism in Eukaryota, Viridiplantae, Streptophyta, Magnoliopsida, Solanales, Solanaceae. The transcript has a single exon.
AACUAUCUUUUCAUCAAUCUCCUUAUGAAUUUAGCCAUGAAGAGAAAGAAGACUAAAGGGCGUCAAAAGAUACCAAUGCAAAAAAUAGAAAAUAAGAAUGCCUUGCUAACCACAUUUUCAAAGCGUCGGAAGGGUUUGUUCAAAAAAGCUAGUGAAGUUGUUACAGAAUGUGAUGUUGACAUUGGAAUAAUGAUGAUUUCACCUUCUGGUAAGCCACACUCAUUUUUUCACCCUACUGUUGAUGCAAUUGUUUCUCGUUUUCAGAAUCCUGAUAUGCAGCUAAGCGAAGGUAUUCGUCUAGACGCGACUACUGCUCGAAAUCGAGUGAAUCAACUCAAAACCAGGCUUGAAGAACUUGAUGCUAUAGAAGAUGCUCUGUUUGCUCAAACAUUUUUUUAUGACCAAAUGGCAGAAACGCAACAAAAAAGUUCGUGGGAGUCAAUUGAGCAACUCGAUGCAGAUGAACUAAUCAUAAAUGAAGCUUGGUUACGUGACACUAAUUUCAAAAUUUGCCAUCGUUUGAGCCAAUUAAAAAUUGGAGCUUCAUCCUCAUUGGGACGUGAAUCUUUUGGAAUAUGAAGUUUGAACAAUUCAAAUUAUAGUUGAAUCAUGCUAGGUUUACUUAUAGAUAUAUUGGUGGAGACUCUAGUGAGUUCAAAUUUAUAUUAUUAAGGUAUUGAUUUUUUUUUAAAUAAUUUAUUUCAAUGAUGCUUCAAUCAUGUAUUGCUAUGAUUUUCAUUAAUAAUAUCUGAUAU